Molecule: messenger RNA, 6099 nt
Organism: Penicillium bovifimosum
Lineage: Eukaryota; Fungi; Ascomycota; Eurotiomycetes; Eurotiales; Aspergillaceae
Product: putative filament-forming protein (Tpr/p270)
Exons: 2
Coding region: 1-6099 (2032 amino acids)
Biological process (GO): protein import into nucleus; mRNA export from nucleus
Cellular component (GO): nuclear pore
Molecular function (GO): structural constituent of nuclear pore
Source: RefSeq, a predicted model, not a curated record
AUGGCUGAUAUUGCAAUUGAAUUGCCCUUUUUAUCAUCUCACUAUGCGCUCCCCGAAUCGACGCUUACGACCUUAACGCAGGCUCCAACGGCGGAGCUUGUGAACCAACUUUUGGAGUCAAUCGGCAAAAAGGCUUAUGAAUUCGAUGAGCUCAAAGCAGAUAAGCUUCGCUUGGAGGUAGAGCUUGAAAAUGCUGUGCGCAGCAAUGAGUCGAAGGUCAAGGUCUUGAAGACCAGCGUGGAGAAGGGACACGCCGAGGUUGCAGAUCUACGAAAAAAACUACAAGAAGCCGAAAAUACACGCUCUACGCUUGAGAGCGAAAUUUCCACCCUGAAAACCUCAUCCACAGCCACUGGAUCCGAAGCCACUUCCUUGAAAGCGCGCAUCUCCUCUCUGGAGGCCUCCAACAGGGACACAUUAGCCUUGCUUGAAUCCAAAUCCGCAGCCCACGAUAAGCUUGCAGAGGAGCUUUCCCUCCAACACAAGAAGACCAUCGAGCUGCGACGCGAACUAUCCACCGCGGAGCAAAACCUCCAGAGCGCCAAUGCAGCAUCUUCCAGCGCCCGCUUCCGCGAACAGAACCUUCAACAAGAAUUAGAUCUCACCAAGAAGAACAAUGAAUGGUUCGAGACCGAACUGAAGACAAAGUCCGCUGAAUACAUCAAGUUCCGCAAAGAGAAGAGUGCUCGGAUUUCUGAACUCCAACGUGAGAAUGAAGAAGCAAACUCGACAAUUGAUUCUCUCAGAAGGAGUGAGAAUUCGCUUAAGAGUCGCCUGGACGAGACUGAGCAGCGAUAUGAAGGCUCUCUGGCCACCAUCCAUCAGCUAAAAGAGGAAGCCAUUCAGGCAACUGAAUCUUUCCGUAUCGAGCUUGACAGCUCCAAUCGGUUGGCCGAACUACAAGGAUCUGCGGCCCAGACAGCCAAGCAACGAGUCCAGGAAUGCCAACUCGCUCUCGAGAAGGCAAAGGAUGACGCGGCACAGGAAAUCUCACGCCUUCGUGUUGAACUCCAGACAGAGACCAAGGACAAGGAAGCUGCCGAGCGUCGGAUCGCCGAACUUGAGGCACUUAUUGGUCAGCUUGAGUCUGAACCUGCCAGAGGAAGAUCAGCAAGCCCCGCUGUCUCUAUCAAUGGAGGCGCACCCAGUACACCUCUCCGGUCUAGCAUCAUGCGGGCUGGAACUCCUGGCUCAUUCUCUCCCGCGCCCUCCCGUGGCAAGGGUGGCAUGAAUGUCACGCAGAUGUACGCCGAGUACGACAGGAUGCGGACCGCUCUUCAAGCCGAGAAGAGAGAAUGCGAGGAACUCCGCAAGACCGUUGACGAGAUGGUUUUGGAACUCGACUCAACCAACCCCGAGAUUGAGGAGGGACGAGCAGAGCGAACUCGUUUGGAGCAGGCUGUCGUGGAGAUGUCUACCCUACUCGAAGCGGCGUCAAAGGAACGGGAUAAUGCCCUUAAAGAAUCCCGGAAGUGGCAGGGUCAGGUGGAAGGCUUGGCUCGCGAAGGGGACAUUCUGCGCCAGCAACUUCGCGAUCUAAGCGCGGAGGUCAAGGUUCUUGUGUUGGAGGUUGCCGUCGCAAAACACGGCGAAGACUACGACCGCGAGGAGCUCGAAAAGAUUGCUCGCGGUGAACUCGAAGAGUCGUCCAAGGAUCUGAACGAGACUGGCCGCUUCAUCAGCAAGAACUUGACCACAUUCAAGGAUCUUCACGAGCUCCAAGAUCAGAACAACACUCUCCGGCGCAUGCUGAGAGAGCUCGGUGACAAGCAGGAAGGCGAAGAGGCGCAAGCCAAGGAAGCUGAGCGUCUGGCAGACAUGAAUGAGUUGAAGGAGCUGCGCAUCCGUGCACAGACAAGCCGUGAUGAGAUUGCGAACCUCAGCGCACAGAUGCAGAGUUUCGUCAAGGAGCGUGACACAUUCCGCAGUAUGCUCAUGCACAGAAGAUUUACCGCUGACGACUCGUCUGGCUUCUCUCAAUCUAUGCCUCUUGGUGCCACUCCUCAGGGAGCCCUCGAGGGCGGCGGCCCUGACUCUGCGGAGUUGCUUCACAAGGUUCAAGCUCAUUUCGAUACCUUCCGCGAAGAGACGAUCGCCGAUCGCAAGGCACUGCAACAGCAGGUCAACGAGCUGUCACGGAAGAAUAGCGAGCUGCUUUCAGAUAUCAGUCGCUCAAGCAGUCAACUUUCUGCUGCAACCUCACGUGCGGAGCUCUUGCAGAGCAACUUCAAUAUGAUCAAGACAGAGAAUGCCGAACUUCAAAAGCGUUAUGCUGCUCUGUCUGAGAACGCAAAUCGUCAAGAUAUCCGCACACAGCAAGCUGCUGAAGACCUCGUCGAGACCAAGGGUCUUGCCGAAAGCCUCCAAAGAGAAAAUGCCAACCUCAAGGCCGAGAAGGAUCUCUGGAAGAGCAUUGAGAAGAGGCUUAUCGAAGACACCGAGAACCUGCGCAAUGAGCGUAGUCGUCUUGACUCAUUGAACGCAAACCUUCAAAGCAUGCUUAACGAACGCGAACAUGCCGAUACCGAGAGCCGGCGCCGUCUCCAAGCCAGCGUUGAGUCUCUCGAAACCGAACUUCAAACCACGAAACGGAAGCUCAACGACGCUGUUGAGGAAUCCAAGAAGACUAGCUUACGCCGCGAGUUCGAACAGGAGCAAUCUCAGAAAAGAAUUGACGACCUGGUCACUACUUUGGGCUCAGUCCGCGAGGAGCUGGUUGCCGCUAAGACCACGCGGGAUCACCUGCAGUCCCGUGUGGAUGAGCUUGCAGUGGAGCUCAAGAGUGCCGAAGAACGUCUGCAGGUCCUGAACUCUCGGCCAAGCGUCUCUGCUGGUACUGGCGAGGGACUUCUCGAAGGCGAAGACGCUAGCGAGGCAACUGGUCUCUCCCGUGAGCAAGAACUAUCAAUCGAAGUGUCCGAACUGAAACGGGACUUGGAGUUGGCCAAGGGUGAACUGGAACACGCUAAGCAAUUAGCCGAAGACUACCAGGCCAUCAGCCAGGCCAGCGAAGAACGCCUGGAGUCCGCCACUGAAACCCAUGAUCAAUACCGGGAAGAGACUGAUCGUCUCGUGGAGGAGAAGGACAAGAGGAUCCAGGACCUCGAAACUCGGGUUGAAGAGAUCUCAGCUGAGCUCGCUGCCUCCAACACGGAGAUGAGCAAGCUGCGUGAAGAACAAGCCGAGACAAGCCGCCGCUUCGAAGAGCAGAAGGCAGACUUUGAGUCGGAAAUCACUCGCCUCAAGGCCGACAAUGAAAGACACGUCAAUGCUGCACAAUAUCACCAGGAGGAUCUCAAUGCCCAGUCUGAAAUUGCUCGGCAUUCGCAACAGAACUAUGAGAGCGAGCUUGUUAAGCAUGCGGAAGCCGCGAAAAACCUUCAGAUCGUUCGUGCAGAGAGCAACCAACUCCGGCUCGAUAUUGCUGAGUGGAAAUCCAAAGCCGAAACUUACAAGACGGAUCUGGCUCAGAAGGAGGAAAGCUGGGCUGAGCAACGGGCCACAUAUGAAGGAGAGCUAUCUGAACUUCAGAAGCGCCGGGAGGAGGUCCUUCGCCAGAAUUCUGUGCUUCACACCCAGCUCGAGAAUAUUACCAGCCAGAUCUCGUCUUUGCAACGCGAUCGGAUGAAUCUUCCAGAUGAGGAGCAGGAGGGAGACCAAGCCGCUCCCAAUCUCGAGGGUCUCCAAGAGGUCAUCAAGUUCCUGCGUCGCGAGAAGGAGAUCGUCGAAGUUCAAUACCACCUCUCUACCCAGGAAAGCAAGCGACUCAAUCAACAGCUCGACUACACCCAGUCGCAGCUCGAUGAGACCCGUUUGAAGCUUGAGCAACAGCGCCGUGCUGCUGCCGAUAAUGACCACAAUGCGCUCAAUCACAACAAGCUCCUGGAAACCAUCAACGAGCUCAACGUGUUCCGUGAGAGCAAUGCCACUCUCAGAAACCAGUUGAAGCAAACCGAGGCGGUGCGCGACGAGAAGAUCGCCCGCGAGAAUGAGCUGAUUCAAGAGAUCGAGCCACUCAAGAUCAAGAUUCGCGAGUUGGAAAGCCAAAGCGAGGCUAAGGAUGGAGAAAUGCAGCUCCUACAGGCCGAUCGCGAUCGCUACCAGCAACGCAUCCAGAACAUCCUCCAAAAAUACGACCGUGUGGAUCCAACUGAGAUGCAAGAGUUGAAGGAGAAGCUUACUGGUCUCGAAACCGAAAAGGCCGAGGCUGUGUCCCAACGGGAAGCACUUCAGACCCAGAUCGAAACUCUUCAGGCACAAGUUGCGGCGUUCCCCGAGCAAAUCAAGCAGCAUCAGGAUGAACGUGCAAACGACUUGCGAACUAAGCUUACCGAUCAGUUCAAAGCUCGCUCUAAGGAUCUUAGCGCGCGGGUCAAGGCCAAGCAAGAUGAGCUUAAUGCGGUUGUGCAGGAGAAGGAGGUCAUCCAAGCAGAACUUCAGACUACAAGGACCGAGUUGGAAGCUUUGAAGACCAAGACGGCAGAGGUGCCUAUGGCGCCUACGGCUCCCACUCCCGCACCCGCUCCAGCUGAAGGAGAGCCGGCUCCCGUCAACCCUACCCCGGCCUCGCAAUUCCCAACUGCUACCGUCGCAGUCCCCGGUCCUGCAGACACUCAAAAGAUUCAAGCCCUUGAGCAAAAGAUCCAGCGCCUUGAAGCUGCUCUUGCCGAGAAGGACGGACUUCUAGCUAAACAGGCCAGCGAGCUAGAUGCCAAGGUCAAGGAACGCGCCGAUCGCCUCAAGGAUAUGUACAACUCCAAGCUCAACGAAGCCAAGGCUGCUCAUCGUCAAGAAAUCGAGAAACUGUCUUCCACUGAACAGCCUGUACCUGGAACUCCAUCUGGUGCCCCAGACGCACCUCCUGCGACUCCGUCAAAGACUAUCGAGCUUGCUGGAUUCACCAUUCCCGAGUUGACAGAUGCCCAGGCCAGAGAGCUGGUCUCAAAGAAUGAGACUAUUCGCACGAUUGUGCGGAACAACAUCCGCGGCGGAGUCUUGCGUGAGCAACAGAAAGCGCAACAAGAGGCUCAAGCUUCUGCUGGUCCCAGCCAGGAGGCAUUGACCAGCCUGCAGCAGAAAUCGGCCGAGGAGAAGGAAGCGUUGAUCAAGGCGCAUGAGACUGAGCUUAAAGAAAAGGUUACCUCCGCAGUUGAACUUGUCGAAAAGAAAACUGCUGCUCGUCUCAGCAUGCUUGAUACCAGGUUCCGAACUGCGACCGCCAAGAUUGAUGUGGUAUCCAAGGCCGCAACGGAAACUCCACAAAGGCCCGUGGGUGAGGUAUGGGAAAUCGCAAAGUCUGCCCGCCCUGCACCCAUCGCGGUUCCGGCUGCGAAGCCGACGGCACCAGUACCUGCUGCUCAGCCUGCUGCUCCUCAGCCUGCCCCCACCGCUGCUCCCGCCGCUGCUCCCGCUCCUGCCCCGACACAGCAACCGCCAGUUGCAGCUCCCUCGGCUCCUGCUGCCCCAGCUCCUGCACCUAUGUCAGCGACCCCCAAUGUUCCGGCAGGGUCGGUGGCUCCUUCGACUGCGCCGGUCCAAACCGCUGCGCCCCAACAAGCUCAGGCACAACCUGCAGCCCAACCUGCGGCACCCGCCAAUCCAUUCGGCCAAGUUCAGCAACCGGACCAAACCCAGCAACCCAGUAAUCUCCCGAUCAAACCUCAGGGUGUAAACCCUCCUGGUCUCAUGCGAGCUCUUCAAUCCGGGCUACCUGUCGCAAGAGGCGGACGUGGUGGAGGACGUGGCGCUGGUCAACAGUUCGGCCAUGGUCAACACGUUGACCAGCAGCAGCAGGGUCAGCAGCAAGGUCAUGGCCAGGGUCAAGCCCAACGUGGUCAGGGCAUGCGAGGCCGUGGCGGUCGUGGAGGCCAAGGUCGCGGUGGACACCAGAACCAGAACCAAAACAAUGCCGCGCAAGCCCAGAGUCCCACCGCCAAUCGUGGAAACCUGAACGCUGCGGCUCGUCAGUUCAUUCCUGGACAACAGGGCAACAAGCGCACUCGCGAGGAUGGCCCCGAUACUACUGCUGAAGGUGCAAGUGGUGGAAAGAGACAGAGAGGUGGUGGUGGUCAGCAGCCUCGCGGUGGAGGUGCUGCUUAA